Messenger RNA from Arxiozyma heterogenica, 777 nucleotides. It is a transcript of the gene TAF9, whose product is annotated as chromatin modification protein. The transcript has a single exon. Bases 1 to 777 code for a protein of 258 amino acids. The record is from RefSeq and is a predicted model, not a curated record. NCBI's taxonomy places the organism in Eukaryota, Fungi, Ascomycota, Saccharomycetes, Saccharomycetales, Saccharomycetaceae. Gene Ontology annotation, cellular component: SAGA complex; transcription factor TFIID complex. Gene Ontology annotation, molecular function: RNA polymerase II general transcription initiation factor activity; protein heterodimerization activity; transcription coactivator activity. Gene Ontology annotation, biological process: DNA-templated transcription initiation; RNA polymerase II preinitiation complex assembly.
AUGACCACAUCAGAGCAAUCUAUGAAUAAGGAUAUGGAUGUGGAUACAUCCAUGGAUAUUGAUACACCACGUGAUGUUCGUCUUCUACAUCUUUUGUUGGCAUCCCAAGCUAUUCAUCAAUAUGAAGAAAAAGUGCCCUUGCAAUUAAUGGAUUUUGCUUACAGGUACACUAAAGGUGUAUUAAAAGAUGCUAUGAUAUACAAUGAAUACAAAAUGAAUAAUUUAGUAGAGGAUAAUACUCCUGUGAAUACUACUAGUAAUAAAGAAUCAAAUAUAGAUAGCAAUAAGAAGAGUAGUAUUGCUGCUGAUAAUAAUGCCUCUGGAAAUACUGACGGCAGAGAUACUGCUACUGCUGCCACUACUACUUCCAACACUACUGACGCAAAUGCUGAUUCUAAAACAAAUAGUAGUAAUACUAAUAGCAAUUCUGCCACAACUGCAACCACAAGCACUGUUACCGCCACUGCUACAACAACAAUAACAACUUCUAACACUAAUACAUCCAAUACAACUUCGACUAAUACAAGUAACAGCAGUUCUAAUCUGGCACCAGACCAAUUAACUAUAGAAGACAUACGGCUAGCCAUUGCAUCUAGAACGCAGUACCAAUUUAAACCCACUGCACCAAAGGAGUUAUUGUUAAAGUUGGCAAGUGAAAGAAAUAAGAAGCCAUUACCACAAGUAAUGGGGUCAUGGGGUGUUAGAUUACCGCCAGAGAAGUAUUGUUUAACUGCAAAGGAAUGGGGGAUUAAUCAAAAUAAACAAACAAGUAGAUAA